Messenger RNA from Chrysoperla carnea, 720 nucleotides. Its product is annotated as 50S ribosomal protein L1. Gene Ontology annotation, cellular component: large ribosomal subunit. The transcript has a single exon. Gene Ontology annotation, molecular function: RNA binding; structural constituent of ribosome. NCBI's taxonomy places the organism in Eukaryota, Metazoa, Arthropoda, Insecta, Neuroptera, Chrysopidae. The record is from RefSeq and is a predicted model, not a curated record. Gene Ontology annotation, biological process: translation. Bases 1 to 720 code for a protein of 239 amino acids.
AUGCCAAAUAACAAAGAUGUUGCUAUAAAAUCUAGCGGCGGUAAGAAAAUAAGAGAAGCACGCGUUAAAGUAAGAUCGGAUAGUUUAUAUAAUUUAACAACUGCGGUUGAGAGAUUAAAAUCCGCUUCUUAUGUUAAAUUUGAUCCAACCUUAGAAAUAGUUAUGAAGCUUGGAAUUGAUCUAAGACAUUCUGAUCAAAUGGUACGUGGUGUAGUGAAUUUACCAGCAGGAACAGGUAAGACUGUAAGAGUUGCCGUUAUUUGUAAAGAAGAAAGAGAAGAAGAAGCUAAAGCUGCUGGUGCAGAUUUAGUAGGCUCAAGCAAUAUUAUUGAUGAAAUUAAAGCUGGUAAGAUCAAUUUCGAUGAAUGUAUAGCUACUCCCGAUAUGAUGGCAGCUAUAGGUUCAGUUGCAAGAAUUUUAGGACCAAAAGGUUUAAUGCCGAAUCCUAAACUCGGGACUGUGACAUUAGAUAUUAAGGGUGCUGUUAAGAAUGCUAAAAGCGGUCAAGUAGAAUAUAGAGCAGAAAAAGCAGGUAUAAUUCACGCACAUCUUGGAAAAUUAUCUUUUUCAGAUCAAGAUUUAUUAAAAAAUUUGAAAGCGUUUAUUGAUGCAGUAGUUAAAGCAAAACCUACUGGAGUGAAAGGAAGUUAUUUAAAAGCAAUAUAUUUAUCUUCUACUAUGGGUGCAUCAGUACAAAUAGAUUUAGCUAGUAUAGCAUAA